Molecule: messenger RNA, 5681 nt
Organism: Anarrhichthys ocellatus (wolf-eel)
Lineage: Eukaryota; Metazoa; Chordata; Actinopteri; Perciformes; Anarhichadidae
Product: calsenilin-like
Exons: 8
Coding region: 4275-5192 (305 amino acids)
Biological process (GO): negative regulation of transcription by RNA polymerase II; regulation of potassium ion transmembrane transport
Cellular component (GO): nucleus; voltage-gated potassium channel complex
Molecular function (GO): DNA-binding transcription repressor activity, RNA polymerase II-specific; calcium ion binding; potassium channel regulator activity
Source: RefSeq, a predicted model, not a curated record
GUGGGAGAAACCACGGCUCACCCGUAAAUCUCUGAUGAAGUGUUGUCUCGUCAAGUGGAUUAUCGCCAGUACCACGCAACAAGGGCCAGGUACACCACCAGGAUAACAAACAACAACAAUACAGUCUAUUGAAAAUGUUCAUAAUUGUGUGGGACUCGAAUAAAGCAGUAGGUGGGGGUAGGCCUUCAAUCUCCUGCGCUACAGAAUAAAUACAUUUUAAAGCAUCGACCCCAUCUACAGGAUAUAUCUAUGUAUGUUCUCGCCCUUUUUUUCCUCUAUUCAGUGUUUACCGCUCAGCCCUCUCUCUUCACCAAACGCCUCUUAAUUUCAGCAGCUAACAAUCAGUGAAUGGACCACUGCCGCUUUCCCGCUCACCGCGAUUCAGCUUCAAAGAAUUAAGUUUGAUCCACUGCAUCAUCUCCUCCACAUCUCAUGCUCGCUCUGCUCCUCUUUUCUCUCUUUCUCUCACAGACACACAGAACUGUUGUUGUUGUUUUUUUGUGUCUGACCACUUCACCUCCUAGAAAUGAUAUCCAGUAUUUAGCAGGCUCAAUCCUGCAGCUAAAAAUAACUGCUGUCCGUCCGCUGCGGACGACAUGCUAGACUGCAGAGCCCUGAAGAAAGUGUCACAAAUCCAAAUUGCACCAAAUAUGGCAAAGCACUCCCCCGGUAGCAUGCGAUACACCUGACAAGUCUGAAGUUGAUCAGAUGAGCUGUUCACGAGCUAUGUGAAGAACAGACACAGAGAUCCCUUGCUUUAUAGUCAGAUGAUGAGCACAGUGUCGCCCACUGACUGCCCCUACAUGCCCCCUUUCUAUCUAAAUUAUUGACAUUGUCCUUUCUGUGCAGGCAAACUGUGUGUGUGCGUGCACUUGACCGGCAGGACAGAUAUUCAUUUCUGCAAUCUGUCCGAGCAAUAUCUCAUAAUUCACUUAUUUCAACUAAUAUAUCAAAUGUUUUUUUUCUCCCCCUCUGAUACUUGUAUCAGUCUGGGUAACAAACAUAGUGAUGAACAGACAAAAUGUCUCCUCUGCUGUUUCCAGAAAUCACCAGCUGUUGUCAUUUACUGCUUCUGCCAACAGACGGAAGGCCAUGUGCCUCGGACAGGACGUUGAUGAAAACAGUAACAGGACAAAUGCUCUGAUGGCUGACAAACCAUCACAUUAAUCAUACAAUUUGAAUAUAACAAUGAACUCCACUGCUAAUUUGGACUUUAGCAAGGAAAUGGUCUUUUAUUUAUGAGGCCUUUAAGUAUAUUUGCAGUAGGAAUGUACUGAAACUUUUGUCAGCACUCUAUAAGCUCAAAUUCAUCAUUAUUCUCACUUACUAUUUUAUUUUCCACCGGGAUCCUUAGUUAAAAUCGAACAAGCAGAUCUUCACCAAAUUUAUAACAACUUGAUCUCCCUCUAGUGGUGUCUGAACAUUAUAGCUCCUGAGUGUCUCCUGUACAGUAGAAGGUAUAGUCUGCACUCGCUCACACUCGACCCAACACAAAUAUAUUCCUAACAUUCAAAAAUAAUGCUGGAAAAUGUGGAACUGCUGUUUAGUGAUGAAAUCGAUGUCUGGUUCCAUGAUGCAAUGCAUUACAUCAUUUAUACACGAUUGUUUCUGUAGUUAGGAAGGUGAGGAAAAACACAAUCGUCAGAAUAUUUCACCGGUCAAAAUGUACAAUACAUUUUUUAUUGUGGCUGCUGCUGGGCCUCCUGCACUCUUUGAUAACUGCACCGGAGAGGAAGCUAGCUGUCAUAUCAUAUUAUAGAGAGUGAAAACAUUUGAGCUCUCUGUCAAAUCAUAUCGGCUGUUAAAAUGGGAGGCCAUCUGUGAGUAACCCACAGAUCAUGGAAAUACUGCUAUAAAAAUGUCAUUUUGAAUGGCUGCCAUACCAUUUUAAUGUAUAGUUUCUCAGGUAAUCAGUGUUAUCAAUGCACAUUUAAGUUUAAGUUUAGUGGAACCUGAACAAAACUCACAUGAAAGGGCAGGUGGAAUCCCCCUUUGCACAAUGCGAGGUGUGUAUGAAGCCUUUCCAGACAGGUAAUUUCUUGCCAAAAAUAAAAUGCAUAAAAAUCAAUGAAAGAGCUAAAAGCGUGCACUAAGCAAAAGGCUGAGAGCGAGCGAGCGAAGUCCACGGUGUUUAAUUGUGUGACGAGAACUGGUAUGACGGUUUGUGAUAGAUGGGCCCAGGCUCUGAGCUGUAAUGUUGCCCUCACUGCAGUCAUUAAAACCUGAUGGUUAGACCGGUUGCUGCAAUGUCUGCAUCUCUGCAUGCUUUAAGCCACCUCACUCUUGUCUGUAUUUAAAAGAAGAACAGGGAUAGAUCAGCACUUAAGGUGCAUUAAACAGUAUAAUGCUGCAUUAUUUUUAUGGCAGGCAAGUUCCCACAUGAGCUCAUACAUCUUGCAUGUUGUGUAAUGGCUGAGUGUGUUGCUGUCCGGUGAGGUAGGAUCAGCCCACACAUCAGAUACACUGCAAAGGGUAACUACAUGCAGCAUUUUAUCUGGGCGAACCAUCACCUCUGAUUUCACACCCUGACUCAUAUAUAAGGCUAUAAGUUAAGCAUAUUAUUUUGGAAGUCCAUUUUAGUACUGUAUGUCCAGUGCAAGACAGGUGCACUUACUCUGAGUGAGCUGUGUGCUCUGUUAACGUUGCAUCUUGAACUGGGAUAGCACUCCGAAAACACAAAACAAACUUAAUGCUACAGCGUCAAUAUACCAUUUUGUUUCAUAUGCUGACACAUUUUAUGCCCAUUUACAUAAACCCUCCCAGGGCUAUCAAAAUGCAUUUCUGGCCCGCUUUCUCUCCCUCUUCUAAGACCAGUAUUUUACCUCUCAACAAUUGAUUUGCCCUCCACCCCCUCUUUGUACUUUAACCGAGUCCAUUAUGUUGUGCAGAGUCAUCAGCCGUGAACUGUACUCCUAUUCUUCUUCCCUCUCGCUGUCCUCACUAUCAUCACAAAAACACUCGCUCGCUCUUUAACAGCAAAAAGUGAAAAAGUACUUUUUAGACCGCCAACACUCUGCGUGCGUGUUAUGCAGAGCAUUUCACAGAAGCUAUGAAUUGACCUCUGAAGGUGUGCAGCACAGAUAUAAUUCACUUAAAUGCCACGAUUCUUAACUACAAUCUCAUAAACAGAACACCGUUUUUACAGUUGCAGCGGUCACGGUGUCUUUCUGCCCUGAGUUAUUGACUGCGCGUGUAGCUGAACGACAUAGUAGACACAAGCAGCGCCACACAGGGAAGGGCAGGCUCCUUCAUUCUAAGUGCGGUUCAUAUCCCAGCCAUCAGCGGAUGUGGAUCAAUGCUUGGUUUUACAGCUUUGCAUCCUUGAAAUGACUGAGCAAAUGAAGGCAGCUUAGAUUGUCAAUCAGAGACUGUUGUUAAAGAAAUUCCUUCAGUAACCAACCUGAGACGCGCACGCGUGCACACAGCUCAGGACGGAGUGAGAGGAGAUGGAGAGAGUGGAGGGUGGAGCCCCUGAGUUGAUGGAGUUGUGGGAGAGAUCCUAAAAAUGAACUGGCCAGGAGGUGAGAUGCCAGCGCGUAGUCACAGAGAUGGAUCGUUUGCAAGUGGAGAAAGCUUUGGAUCAUUUUGGGGGAUUGUCACUCUAUGAAUUUGAUAUUAAUUUACUCAUGGUGGACUUUGAACUUGUUUUCUUAAAAGAGGAUGUUCUGCGGACAAUCUGUGUCGUCUUAAAUGGUCAGUGGUUUAAGUUGGGGGUUUCAUUUAAGUGAAUAAAACUGCUGAUGCCUGUUAAAACGUGGCAGGAGGAAGUUAACGUUAAGGUUUUUAAAAGAGGCUUCUGCACAGGAGAUAUCUAAUGCAAGGCAACAAUGGAAGUGGAUGGCAUGGAAGUAUUUGCCAUUGCUGUUGUUAUUGGAAUGUUUUAUGUCGUGCUCAAACAGUUUGGGGUUUGGGAGCCCUUGUCACUCGAAGGUAAGACAUAAAGAGAUGUAUGUAUGUUCACAUUUUGUCUUUGGUGUUUUGUGUAGCAUUAGAACAAUAAUGUUGACCGUAAAAGUGAUACUUAAUUUAUGAAUAAGUGCUGUCCAGCUGGCUGUAAAAUAUUAAAAGACAGUUUACAUUUUAGAAAACGUUCACAUACAGUAUAUACUAAAAAGCUUUUGGUUUGCUGUAAUUGCUUCUUUUAUUCAUACUGGACAUAAACAUUUGCAGCAACCAAAAACUCUUUCAGUGCACAUAUUGGCAUGUUAAUGUUGUUUUAAAACAAUAAAUAUAUAUAUCCUUAAUCUAUCCUUUAAUAACAUGAUCACUACAGUAUGUUGGUAAUCUGUCGACUUCAAACCAAAUAUGUUAACAGUUCUCUCUUCUUCCCCUCUCAUUCCUUCAUCCCCAUCUCUUCCUGGUCUGGUCUUUUUCAACUUCCCAUUUGUGGUGUUGCUCUUAUAAAGAUGAUGGUGAGCAUUUUGAGUUGUGUGCUGUAUAUAUUUUUUGCCUCCCAUCUAUUUGAUUUUCUAGUAUUUUCAACUCCCUCCUUCUUCCUUUUUGUUUUGUUUUUUCUUUCUUUUCUUCCCUCUAUUUCUGUCCUCUUUUCUUCCUCCCCCUCUUUGCCAUCCCAUCCUUGUUUUAUUUGUUUCUCACUGACAGACAGCUGUGACAAUGACUUUGAACUCUCAAUGGUGCGUCACCAACCAGAGGGCCUCGAUCAGCUCCAAGCCCAGACGCAGUUCACCAGAAAGGAGCUUCAGUCGCUUUACAGAGGCUUCAAAAAUGAAUGUCCCAGUGGGCUAGUGGAUGAGGAAACUUUCAAGACCAUCUACUCGCAGUUCUUCCCUCAAGGAGAUGCAACCACGUAUGCGCAUUUCUUGUUCAACGCGUUUGACAUGGACAGAAGUGGCUCCAUCCGGUUCGAGGACUUUGUGAUAGGAUUGUCUGUGUUGCUUAGAGGCUCCGUUACAGAGAAACUUCGAUGGGCGUUCAACCUGUACGACAUCAAUAAAGACGGCUACAUUACCAAAGAGGAAAUGAUGGCAAUAAUGACGUCCAUUUAUGAUAUGAUGGGCAGGUGUACCUUACCCAGUGUACGAGACGACUCUCCCUAUGAGCAUGUGGAGAAAUUCUUCCAGAAAAUGGAUCGAAACAGAGAUGGAGUGGUGACUAUUGAUGAGUUCAUAGAAACCUGCCAAAAGGAUGAAAACAUAAUGGCUUCCAUGCAGCUCUUUGAGAACGUCAUCUAGUUUCUGUAGAGGGACGUGGAUCAGUAAUGCUGCAUAUAGUGCUUCCAACUGCAAGCAUCUGGGCCUGAAAUCACCUCAUCCAUCUUGAAAAAGAAAGAAAACGUGUUGUGCAACACAUUUUACAUUUUAAUAGAAAUUGGCGAACACUGUUGCUUUUCCUGUCGAACUGUUCCAUGCAGAGAGAUGUGAAGAAUUCACCAAAUCACAUGAAGAAGAAAUGUUUCUUUGCAUGACCAUUUUGUUUUUGCACAUGAUCAAACCAGCUGAGCAUGAGUGCUUGCCCAUCAUCUAAAAAGCAUGUGAUGCAAACCACAUUGAACACAAACAAGGGUUUUAGCGUUGACCACUUUGAAACUUGGGCGAAAGAGAAUACUUUGUUACUGUACUAAACUGUAAAGAAAAUGUUUCUAAGGUCUUCAGAUUGUUGCGGUCAUGGUCAUUGUCAUGUUGACCCAAAACCUGCUGAAAUAAAUAAAUACCUUCACACAC